Molecule: messenger RNA, 2295 nt
Organism: Ceratina calcarata
Lineage: Eukaryota; Metazoa; Arthropoda; Insecta; Hymenoptera; Apidae
Gene: CaBP1
Product: Protein disulfide-isomerase A6 homolog CaBP1
Exons: 7
Coding region: 335-1621 (428 amino acids)
Biological process (GO): response to endoplasmic reticulum stress
Cellular component (GO): endoplasmic reticulum lumen
Molecular function (GO): protein-disulfide reductase activity; protein disulfide isomerase activity
Source: RefSeq, a predicted model, not a curated record
GUCCAAAAUCUCUGCCGAAUCUCACCUCACCUGGAAAUCCAUUUAUAGAAAUACGUGUAACUCGUUAGAGGAAUCUUCUUCGAUCAUUCGAAAAGGCUAAUAUUUCUAAGGCUAUAUCCUUUGAUCGCGUGCGAACCAAUCCCAACGAUCCACGAAAAGUUCUAUCUGUUCAUAAAGAGUGGGGAAAACAGAGAGGAUUGAAUUGAAGAUUUGGCUGGUUGAGAAAAGGUUGGGUUCGGUUGUAUUCGUUUCAAUCUCGAACCUAUUUAAAAGACAUUUUAGUUGAUGAUUUUUCGAAAGAGAUCGUGAACUCGUCCUUAGCUCGUUGAACAAAAUGCAAGGAUCUUUAGGUAUCUUGCUGCUAAUUACUGGAGCCUAUUCCUUGUAUUCUUCCAACUCUGAUGUUAUAGAACUGAAACCAAGUAAUUUUGACAGUUUGGUGAUAAAUAGCGAUAACGUAUGGAUCGUGGAAUUCUUUGCGCCAUGGUGUGGUCACUGUCAACAGUUAACACCUGAAUAUGACAAGGCAGCAACAGCCUUAAAGGGCAUCGUAAAAGUGGGCGCAGUGAAUGCUGACGAGCAUAAGGCCCUGGGCUCACGAUAUGGAAUACAAGGUUUCCCAACUAUUAAAAUCUUCGGUGUUGACAGCAAACCGGAGGAUUAUAAUGGGCCAAGAACAGCGGCAGGACUCGUCGAUGCUGCAUUGAAUGCAGCUGGACAAAAAGCACGUAGAGCUUUAGGUGGUAAAAGAAGCAGUGGAGAUUCCAAGUCUAAGGAUUCGAAAGAUGUGAUCGAAUUGACAGACGACAAUUUUGAUAAGCUAGUAUUGAAUUCAGAGGAUAUGUGGCUGGUAGAGUUUUAUGCACCCUGGUGCGGUCACUGUAAAAACUUGGCACCGAUCUGGGCGUCUGCGGCGACGGAACUUAAAGGGAAAGUCAAACUGGGAGCUGUCGAUGCAACUGUGAAUAGAGUCAAAGCUAGUCAAUACGACAUAAAGGGAUAUCCUACUAUCAAAUACUUUGGGUCUGGCAAGAAAUCUGCAGAUUCUGUUCAAGAUUACGACGGCGGUCGCACGAGUAGCGAUAUAGUGAAUUGGGCGUUGGAGAAACUGGCUGAGAACGUACCAGCACCGGAAGUGACUCAAAUCAUAAAUGAGAAAAAUUUAAGAGAAGCAUGCGAGGAUAAACCUCUCUGCGUCGUAUCUGUCUUGCCACACAUUUUAGAUUGCCAGUCGGAAUGUAGAAACCAAUACUUGAAAACUUUGAAUCAGCUUGGAGAAAAAUAUAAGCAGAAAAUGUGGGGAUGGGUCUGGGCUGAAGCUGGUGCUCAGCCACACAUCGAAGAAGCGUUAGAAAUCGGGGGUUUCGGUUAUCCGGCGUUAGCAGCCGUGAACAUAAAGAAAAUGAAGUAUUCCUUGCUGAAAGGUAGUUUCUCUUACGGUGGUAUAAACGAGUUUCUACGGGAUUUAAGCUACGGGAGAGGAGGCACUGCUCCCUUGAAGGGUGCCCAGUUACCCGACAUCCUCGAGACCACGCCUUGGGAUGGGAAGGAUGCUGAACUUCCGCAGGAGGAGGACAUCGAUCUUAGCGACAUAGAUCUCGACGAGAAAGACGAAUUGUAAUUACGAAACAGUCUUUCUUAGAAACGUAUGCACCCUCGUAUAAGUACAUGUACUAGUGAAACGAUUCUACAGUUAUUUUUAUAUAACAUCAUUAUUUUUUAUCAAUAUUAUUCUACAUAUUAAUGUACAAUAAUAACACGUCAUCGUUGACUCAGUGUCGGAAAUAUCUUCUCUUCUCUUCAGUUGAACAGCGUCGUUUGUCGUCGUCGUCAUCGUUUGUGUCGAUAAGUCAAUUCUCAGGAAAUUCAGACAUAUUCUAUUACACAUGCUUAGAUAACGACUCUUCCAUCAGUCAUUCUCAUCAAAUUUUCAUCUAUUUACUUCGAAUAGAAUUUAGUUCGAAUGAAAUUCAAUUCACAAAUUAUUUUUAUUGUACAAACGUAAGUAGGAACAGUAUGAUUGAUAUCUCAGAGACAUGUGUCUGAAUAUUUUUAAGCGAUUAUUUGUACAUUUUUAAGAGUACCAGUAGGAUACAAGGAGUUAUAUGAACUUAGUGAAAUUAUGUACUUGUCCCUCGAUUGAAUUUAACUGAGUAAUUUUGUAUGGAGAUGUUGUAAUGAUAAAAUUGUUACUGAUAAUAUACAUAACAGAUCGAUGUGCAUUCCAUAACUAUUGGCUCUCCCUAAUGUGGGACCAAAAUUUGCAUUUACUUACGAUCUUUAAGUUCAUCGGUU